Molecule: messenger RNA, 887 nt
Organism: Danio aesculapii
Lineage: Eukaryota; Metazoa; Chordata; Actinopteri; Cypriniformes; Danionidae
Product: gastrula zinc finger protein XlCGF7.1-like
Exons: 2
Coding region: 51-887 (278 amino acids)
Biological process (GO): regulation of transcription by RNA polymerase II
Molecular function (GO): DNA-binding transcription factor activity, RNA polymerase II-specific; RNA polymerase II cis-regulatory region sequence-specific DNA binding
Source: RefSeq, a predicted model, not a curated record
AAUAUUCCCAUCAGGCUCCAGUGAAGAGUUGAUUGAAGGACAGCGAGAACAUGAGUGAUCCAGAACCCUGCAGAAUUAAACAUGAAGACACUGAACAACAAAUAGACCUAAUUGAAGAGUAUGAGGAGAUUAAAGAGGAGGAACAUCAUGUCAAAAUUGAGGAAAAUUAUUUACAGACUGAUGGUAUUUUGAAAUGGAGAAACAAGAAUCGUUUCACCUGCACUCAGUGUGGGAAGAGUUUAAGAGGAAAAAGCAGCCUUAAGAUUCACAUGAUGAUCCACACUGGAGAGAAACCAUUCACAUGCACUCGGUGUGGGAAGAGUUUCAACCAAUCAUCAUCCCUUAAUCUACACAUUAAGAUCCACACUGGAGAGAAACCAUUCACAUGCACUCAGUGUGGGAAGAGUUUCAGCUGCUCAUCACAUCUUAAUAGACACCUGAAGAUCCACACUGGAGAGAAACCAUUCACUUGUAAUCAUUGUGGGAAGAGUUUCAGCCCAUCAUCAAACUUUAAUCAACACAUGAAUAUUCACACCGGAGAGAGACCAUACACAUGCACUCAGUGUGGGAAGAGUUUCAGCUUCUCAUCAUGCCUUAAUCAACACAUGAAGAUCCACACUGGUGUGAGAGAGUUUAUGUGCUUUGACUGUGAGAAGACUUUUAUUACAGCUGGAGAAUUGAAACGGCACCAGAGGAUUCACACUGGAGAGAAACCUUACAAGUGUUCACACUGUGACAAGAGUUUUAAUCAGUUUAUAAAUCUGAAAAGACAUGAAAUGAUUCACGCUGGUGAGAAACCGUACAAGUGUUCACACUGUGAAAAGGAAUUCAGAGACUUGCGAACCCUGAAAAGACAUGAGAGGAUUCACACUGGAGAGAAACCAUAG